Molecule: messenger RNA, 1224 nt
Organism: Funneliformis caledonium
Lineage: Eukaryota; Fungi; Glomeromycota; Glomeromycetes; Glomerales; Glomeraceae
Source: the annotation of a GenBank genome assembly
AUGGGAAGACCUAAAGACUCUAAAAAAAGUCUUGUUCAUCCUACUACAAGUUCAACGGUCACUUCGGCGACCGCUGGUUCUUCAAAGACGUCAGCUCCUUUAAAAAUCAAGCUUCCAAAGCUGGGAAUUUCUUCAAAGGAGAAACAAAAGCAGCAUCUAGCACACACGGGUACAAAAAAAAGACCCAUUAUAUUGGGUAAAAUACCUGAAGACGAUGAUAUCGAGGAUAAAGACGUUCCCGUUGAGGAGCAAUUUAUUUUAAGAUUGAUGGUCCCCGAGGACGUUAAACAAAGAUUUAGAGAAAAGGUUAAAAGUGGAAAAUCUAUCGAAGAUAUCGGAAUCAUUUUUAAAGAUCCUCGUCGUGCAAUCUUUACGUUUGAGAAUCAAAAGUAUCGUGCUAGAUUAGUUGAUUUACCUUGUAUUAUUGAGGCUCAAAAAACUUUCAAUAAAAUACAAUACUACAAGGUUGCUGACAUAUGUCAGAUGUUGAUUGUAGAAUCUCAGAUUUCAUCUCAGGAAGAUGAACAAUUAUUUACUGAAAAUUCCAAAUCUUCAAAUGUUGAUGAAUUUGAAUGGUAUGACGGAUUAACACCUUCCCUGAAGAAUAAUGUCGCAUUCAAACAAAAACGAAUUCGAGGUUUUGCGAAACACGACAUAUACGAAUGUGUUCUCUUAUCCUUUAACAAAGGAAAUGAACCAGGAAAAUAUUAUCCAUCUUGUCAGGCAACUGCAAUGUCCUUGUUGAAAAUUGAAGAUAUCGAAAAAGAGGUUGAAAAAUUAUUACAUGAAGAUUCGUUAGCAGAGGAAGUAAAGCUGGAUUCAGAAGCAUCAUCUUCAGCAUCGGAGGAUGAUGAUGAUAGCGUGGAUGAAGAUCCGGAAUUAACACAAAUAUUUAGCAAACGUGAAGAGUUAACAACCGAAAUUUCCAGAUUAGAACAAGAUAUAAAUAAUCUCGAAACUCACUUCGCAUCUGCAAUCAAUCCAUUAAUACAGGGACGGCUCACCAGUAAAAUUGCUUCUGCUAAAGAAGAAAUUUCACAAAAGCAACAAGAGAUUGAAUCUUACAAUGAGCAAGCUGAAGAUGAAGAAAAUAAAUUGGACGAAAGUAUGAUGGAUAACGAGAAUAAUGAUGGAAAAUUCAAAGAAAAUAGCGAAGAAAGUGAAAAUGAAUUAGAGAAAUUAGAAGAAUUAGAAGAUCAUAGUACCUCUAAAAAGAGUGAAUAA